This is a messenger RNA of Entrophospora sp. SA101, 363 nucleotides long. NCBI's taxonomy places the organism in Eukaryota, Fungi, Glomeromycota, Glomeromycetes, Entrophosporales, Entrophosporaceae. The record is from the annotation of a GenBank genome assembly.
AUGAAUAAUUAUCCCAUUUCAGAUUUUAUUGUUUCUGAUCCCGAUACUCGUCAACUUUUAGACGAAUUCGAAAAAAAAAUACAGUAUGAUCACCCAUCUACUCCUUGCGCCUAUUGUUCUAUCCUAAUGAUGAGCACUGCUGCGAAAUGGGUUGAUUAUGACCCUGAUGAAACUUACGACCUAACGACAGCAUUCCCCAAACUUCAGCUACCUUUGCGUAUGAACAACCAAGACCGUAUCAAGAUUGCUGUUUGCUCGUCGUGCAAAACAGUAAAAAACCAUCAUUUCCCACCUGUAUUAGCGGCAAUACCUGAAGAAAUCAACGUGGUUCCAAUGGUGCUUCAUCGGACUAUCAAAGAAUAA